AUGGGUCGAUUGCUUGUGGGUUUCCUCGUCUGCGCCUCUGCGUCUGGUCAAUCCAACACCGUGACCAAAGUCUUUCGAUCGGAUGCUCCUCGCAAUAUGUCCAAGGAAAGUGUUGUGCUUCCUGGAAAUAUUCCGGUCGACUCGCGAACGAGCUACUCGUACGAACGCGGCAGCCAAGAAACGACGACCGGGCAACAAAAGACUGGUACUGGGUGGAGUCCGUAUGAAAGCGUCCUCGGGGGAAGCAACGUGGGCGGGCUCCGGGUUGAUGGCGUCGACGAGGGUGCCACCGUUCCAUCGGACAACAUGUUUGGAUUGCAGCCGCCAUCGCCAGUGGGAAAUGUCGGGUUCGGCGGCGUGGGAGGCAAUGCGCUCGGCUCAGUGCCAGGUCUCGGUCUCAUGCAUGCCCCCGGUAGCCUUCGUGGCAUGUGA
Molecule: messenger RNA, 432 nt
Organism: Aphanomyces invadans
Lineage: Eukaryota; Oomycota; Saprolegniomycetes; Saprolegniales; Verrucalvaceae
Exons: 1
Coding region: 1-432 (143 amino acids)
Source: RefSeq, a predicted model, not a curated record